AAAAUAUGUUUCUGCUACUAAUUCGACAAUUUGAAGGAAUCGGAGAUGCUACUUCAUCAGUUCAAUUUUAAUUUCCCCGCUACUCUCAAUUCACCUUCUCCUUCCUCAUAUCCACAGAUUAAACCCCAAAUCCUGUCUCCAAUUUCGCGGCGAGGAUUCCCUUCGUUCGCCAGACAUGGAAGCAGAAGAACAGCUCCGCGGCGGAGCACUUUAAGGGAUGAGAUGGACGACGAGUCGGUUAAUGAUUCAGAUUUCUUCAACGAAAACGGCGCCGUGGAAGACAUGGAUGCAUACCUCAAUUUUUUGUCCCUUGAGUACGACUCCGUUUGGGAUACCAAGCCUUCGUGGUGCCAACCAUGGACAAUUUGGUCGACAGGAAUAGCUAUAAUUACAGGAAGCUGGGUGGUUUUGAACUCCAUUGUCAUUACCUCAGUGAUAGCAGCUGUGAUUUGUUUGUGGUGGUAUCUCUUUCUCUAUUCAUAUCCAAAGUUUGUUAUUUUCCUCAGGCAUAUUCAGAUAUGAUAGCAGAGAGAAGGAAGAAGGUUACAAAUGGUCUGGAAGACACCUAUGGUAUGAAAACAGGGCAAUGAUCUUGCUGACUGAAACCUAAUCUGUUGAAUUUUUUCAUGCAUUCAUUAUUAUUCUGAUGUUUGAGGUGGAAUACAUGAGUAGUUAUAGAUUUUGGUCUAUCUUUACUAAAG
Messenger RNA from Andrographis paniculata, 701 nucleotides. RefSeq lists its product as uncharacterized. The coding region runs from base 46 to 522 and encodes 158 amino acids. NCBI's taxonomy places the organism in Eukaryota, Viridiplantae, Streptophyta, Magnoliopsida, Lamiales, Acanthaceae. Gene Ontology annotation, cellular component: chloroplast. The record is from RefSeq and is a predicted model, not a curated record. The transcript is spliced from 3 exons.